This is a messenger RNA of Micropterus dolomieu (smallmouth bass), 5874 nucleotides long. RefSeq names its product kinase suppressor of Ras 2-like. Gene Ontology annotation, biological process: protein phosphorylation. Bases 1 to 1935 code for a protein of 644 amino acids. NCBI's taxonomy places the organism in Eukaryota, Metazoa, Chordata, Actinopteri, Centrarchiformes, Centrarchidae. The record is from RefSeq and is a predicted model, not a curated record. The transcript is spliced from 18 exons. Gene Ontology annotation, molecular function: protein kinase activity; ATP binding.
AUGAAGACUGACACGGAUGAAGACACCCUGCCAAGCAGCACCCGCGCUGCCAGACAAGCCAAGAAGAAGACCAAACCCUUGAACCUUAAGAUCCACAGCAGUGUGGGCAGCUGUGAGAAUCUGCCCACGCAGCGCUCACCCCUCCACAACGAACGAUCUCUGCGGUCCUUCUUCUUCCCCUCCUUCAUCCCUUCCACACCUCCUGUCCAUGCUGAAACACCCUCUGCAAACACUCUUUCAGUGCCUCGCUGGUCCCCACAGAUUCCCCGAAGAGAUCUGGGAAACUCAAUAAAACACAGGUUUUCCACAAAGUAUUGGAUGUCACAGACAUGCAUAGUAUGCGGAAAGGGAAUGUUGUUUGGACUGAAAUGUAAAAACUGCAAGCUGAAGUGCCACAACAAAUGCACCAAAGAAGCCCCACCUUGCCAUUUACUGAUCAUACAGCGAGGCGGACGAGAAUCCCUCAAAGACCACCAAGGAACAACUCAAGUAGCUCGUCUAGUACGGACCGAAUCAGUGCCAUGUGACAUCAACAACCCACUCAGGUACACAGACCUGCACAUCAGUCAGACGCUCCCCAAAACCAACAAAAUCAACAAGGAUCACAUCCCAGUCCCGUACCAACCAGACUCCAGCAGUAAUCCCUCAUCCACCACCUCCUCCACCCCAUCCUCCCCGGCUCCUCCCCUGCCUAGCAGUGCCACGCCUCCCUCGCCACUACAUCCCUCCCCACAGUCAGCACGGCAACAGAAACAGUUCAACUUGACAGCCUCCAGUUAUUUCAAAUACAAACAACAGUUCAUCUUCCCAGAUGUUGCUCCAGAAGCUCCUCCAAGCAGAGCCCCGCAGGUCAUCCUGCACCCUGUCCUGUCUGAACCAGGGAAUGAAGGCAACCCUUUACUUCAAAUCGAGGUUGAACCUACAUCAGACAAUGAGGAGGGCAACGAUGAGGACUCUGGUGACGAGUUCGAGGAGAUGAACCUCUCACUUCUGUCGGCUCGCAACUUCCCACGCAAGGCCAGCCAGACCAGCAUCUUCCUGCAGGAGUGGGACAUCCCGUUUGAGCAGCUGGAGAUCGGGGAGAUGAUCGGUAAGGGACGCUUCGGCAAAGUUUUCCACGGACGCUGGCACGGUGAGGUGGCCAUCCGCUUGAUCGACAUCGAGCGCGACAAUGAGGACCAGCUCAAGGCUUUUAAGCGUGAGGUGAUGGCCUACCGUAACACUCGCCAUGAGAAUGUGGUGCUGUUUAUGGGGGCCUGCAUGAGCCCACCACAUCUGGCCAUCAUCACCAGCCUGUGUAAAGGCCGGACACUUUAUUCUGUGGUGCGCGAUGCAAAGGUUGUCCUGGAUGUUAACAAGACCAGACAGAUCGCACAAGAGAUGGUCAAGGGGAUGGGCUACCUUCAUGCUAAGGGGAUCUUACACAAAGACAUGAAGUCCAAGAACGUGUUUUAUGACAACGGCAAAGUUGUCAUCACCGACUUUGGACUCUUCACCAUAUCUGGAGUUUUGCAGGCUGGCAGCCGGAGAGAGGACAAACUGAGGAUCCCCAACGGCUGGCUGUGUCACCUGGCCCCUGAAAUCAUCCAGCAGCUGUCUCCGGACACAGAGGAGGACAAGCUUCCCUUCUCCAAACAGUCAGAUGUCUUUGCUUUUGGCACCAUCUGGUAUGAGUUACAUGCACGUGAGUGGCCUUACAAGAGUCAGCCAGCAGAGGUGAUCAUAUGGCAGAUAGGCAGUGGGAUGAAGCCCAACCUGGCCCAAACUGGCAUGGGGAAGGAGAUAUCAGACAUUCUGCUUCUGUGCUGGGCGUACAAGCAGGAAGAGCGGCCCAGCUUCUCCAAGCUGGUAGAUUUACUGGAAAAGUUGCCAAAACGGAACCGUCGCCUUUCCCACCCAGGGCACUUCUGGAAGUCAGCUGAGUAUGUCAAAUGAGUUAGGGACACAAAACAGCAAAACAGUCUGCAACUAUAAAAAAAACAGCCGCCAUAACUCCACAUAAAUAACCCACCUCCUUAAAGAAUGCACUGAAUCCAAAAGCCAGCCCAGUGAUGAAAACUGCCCGUGCUGUGUGUAUUUCCAUGGAAUGUUGGCAUGUGUGUGUACAGAUAAGUUGACUGUCCAGCUUCUCAAAGCAGUCGGGACUCAUAUUUUCUUUGGUUUGAUUUAAACCAUGCAGGAUAUUUUUCCUUUAUCGUUUUUGUCUUUUACUAUUGACUUGAUCCUUUCAUAAUAUUUGAUUUAUUUUCUGGAUGUAUCUUGCUUGUAACUUUCGACUGAUCACGUCAUCAUGGACUUUAAAAAACACAUGUCUGAGUACAAAUGUAGAUUUUUUUCCCCCAUGUCUUCUUUUUGUUUUGAAUGAACUGUUGUACAUCACGCAUUGUAUAAUUUCACAACAUUGUCUUGCCAUUCCUUAUGUCUGUCAACUGUGUAGACCAUUUUGUUAGUGUUACCUCAUGGUCUCUCAUGUGUGGAUGUCUAUACAGGUUAUAUGUUUGUCUGAAAUUAUUUUCACUUAAAAAAAGUCCUCUUAUUUAAACUGUACCACUGAAUGUGAAGAAGCCAGCGUCCCUGUUUGUGUGGCGAUGUGUUGGCGCGGUUCUUGGAUGGGAGACUUUUCUCUCAUCAGCCUGUGCUUUGAAUAUGUCCUGAGAACAUAAGUGAGACAUUUGAACAAAAACUUUGCGGGAGAAAAAGCCGUUGGUCAGACUAGGACUCCCUCACUUGACGCUGUUCUGUGAAAUCGUUGACACUGAAAUGUAUCUCGUCAAUCUCUUCAGAAAUGCUAUCAGAGCCAGAGAACUGAGCCCCCAAUCGCCUAUUCCCCUGAUUUAAAUGUUAUUUACUUAGCUAAUAUAAUAUAAUAUAAUAUAAUAUAUCAUAUAAUAUAGCUAAUGGUAGACACAGAAUAUAAUGGAUACAGAUUAAAAUCUAAAGCUUACUGCUGUAUAGUGAGUGCAGUAGUCUCCAUGAACUUUGUAGACCCUAAUCAGUGACAAAGUACUGAAAAUUACACAUUAGGUUUCUGAGUGGUGUAUAAACUGUUUUAUAAAAUAGUUUGGAAACCUAAAUGGAUUAAAGACCUGUUGCUAAUGCGCCUGGUUCUAAGGUUUGGAUAUUUUAAGAUUCAUGUAAUGAUGUGACUGUUAGGCAGGUAAAAGCAGAACACAUGACCUUUGAAAAGGCAAAACAAAAACCGAUAGGAGUCAAAGUAAACACUGACUUUGUCUUUGGCUUGUCUUUGGCAACAUUGCUUAACAGCAGUGUUGUAGUCACUUUGACUUGGAACUCAUUUCAUCCUGCCUCAACUUGAAUUUUCAUUUCAAAAAAUUUUUUUAUUUUUAUGCUGAGCAUUUCUGCAAAUGGUAUGUCAUAAACAUUUCAUCAAUAACACAUGCUGGGUAAAAGAUUAACAUUUUUAAAUAUAGUACACUAAAAAUUAGUAAUUUUUGAAAUCAGCACCUAAAGAAAUUUAACAACUAUUGUUAAAUUACUUUUAUUACUCAUUUAGAAAUCAGCUGUAUAAAGGUGUGUUCAGACUGAACGAUGAUGUGAAUUUUAGAGGAAGCUUGACUGCAUUGCAAACAGAUGCUGGAUUCACUAAAGGUAGAGCUAAUGAAUGUGAGACAGUGGCUAAACAGUGACCACUGAGGCUACAAGAGACAGUUAUGAGGUAAUGCUAAAGGCACAACUACUACAAUUAGGCUACUGCUAUGUUUAGCAUUCAGCUAAAAUGCAAAGUAAGAGUAGCGCAAGUGGAGAAGAGUCAUAAAGUCAGCAAACUGGCUUAGUAAUGUCAAUUACACAGCAAUAUUUAAAUAAAGUUUGCUAUCAUUAGCCAACAUUAUCUACCAUAAGCUACAGCCAUACCAGACCAAGUAAGACUGUAGCAGCUGUACUGGGUUUAGGUGCAUUUAUUGCUUAUGAAUUCGAAUGAAAUUGUAAGAGGAAGAUUAUUUUCUUCUAACCCCAUCCGCUACAUAGCCAACAUGGCAAGCAUGAGAAGUGUUUUUGACCAUUAUUGGUACACCAUCUGGUUACCCAGAGUGCGCUGCAUUUUUCCAUAAUUGUCAGUGUGUGAAGUGUAAGUAGGGGGAAAUGCGAAUUCAGACGCACCAAUAGUCUUGCUUUAAUGCAAAGGUGGGCCACUCUAAUCAAACAUUUUUUCAAUGUUAGAGGUAUUUAGAGGAAAACACUAGGGUCUGAAUGAUGACAGUCUGAUCUGUAGUACACACAUAGACUGUUUAGGCAAACACAUACACACACAGUAUGUGCAUAUUGUUAGUUACAGCUCGAUACCAAUACAGUGAGGUGAAAAAAAGCUUUAUGUUUAGUCUGAACACAUCUUAAGGACAAAUGCUGUAGACCUCCAGCAAGUCCAGCAAGUAACAUGGGUAAUCAACUUUAGCAUCUGUGUCCUUUAUUCCCUUGAUUAUAUCCACAAUAUAUGGAGGUUGUACGGGCUGAAGCGCUGUUUUUACACUCUGAACAGAAAAUGAAUGUUUCUUUAACCAUUGCGAAAGGUCAGAUUUUCAUAACGUUGUUCUCUUUGGACUUAACCGUCUUCUUGUCUUCUUUUAAACAUUUAACAAAACAGACUUUUCUCUUGUCAUGGUAAUAUCUAUUCUACUCUUGACUGCAACACUGCUGAAAAGUUGACUGUGGAGGACAAUUUAAACUCAAACUUGCCUUCUUGUUUUUUUUUUAAAGAUUUGUUCUACACAAAGCUAAAGGGUGAUUUAUUAGGUUCUUGAUUUAUAAAGUAACAAGUAAGUAACUUAAAUCUGGCUGAACUUUCCCUUUAACAUAAAAGACAUAUCAGGAUGCUGAAGACCACUCCAGGCCAUUUUUCUACUCCAUACUGUAUAUCAUAAUAUAUUUUAAAUGUAUGUUUUAGAGAUACAGCAAAUCUGAGUCAUAUCAUUAUGAAUUGAAAGCUGUGGCAUCAUUUGAGCUGUAUACUGCUUUUGAUUCUCUCUAGCCACGUGGAAUAGAUAGAGACAAUCCAAUCAUGUUAAAUAGCCAUUUUCCACCUUAUUAUAUACACAUCUGUGUGUUGGAAAAAGCAUACAAACAAAUCUGCUGCUGUUUUUUGGAGUCUGUCUAUUUUGGAAUUGCUGGGAUUCAAAUAUUGUAAGUGGAUCAUUUAUAUUUGUACUGUUUACAACUUUCAAGUGCAUGAGAUGGACUAGCAAAGAUCGAUUCUUGUUAUGAAAAAAAAAACUUCUACAGUAUAUAUAAAAAGUAUGUGAGCAUUUUUGGAUGAUCUGAUGAACUGUUGUCCAUUGAGCAGUUUGAUCUCAAUAUCUAAUUAAGUUUUAUGUCAGGCUUUGCAAAUCUUUUCAACAGCUUGUUUGAGAGAAUGAUUGUUUCACAAUAUUUAUAGAUUAUAUAAAAAUAUUAGAAUAGCAUUUAAAUUUAAAAAAAAGAGUUGCGACCUGUACACAUGCUAGAGUUGACAACAACCUGACUGGGCAACCAUCAAAGAUCUAACAUUAGUGCCAAGUGUACAUAACAGAUUGCAGACUAUGUUUUAUCGUCACUUGCCGUAAUAUCAAUAUUCCUUGUGAAUUCUUUGACUUCUUUCUUUUGAAUGUACAAAUUGUGUUGUGUUUUUUUGUUGUUUCUGUUUUCUGUUAAUUUUAAUUUCUUUUUCGCCAUUUUCCUUCUAAUUGCAUAAGCAUUGAUGCUGUGUUGUUUCUUUUCCUUGAUUCCGUCCUUGUAUUGUAGAUGAUAGCUCCAAAAAGCUUGUAUUUAAUGAUGCCUUAUGAUCCAUGGCUUAGUGAUGAGUAGAUUUUUGAUCACAAGCUCUUUUAUUUGCACUCAUCCUUUACAAAGUGUAUGACAAUAAAAAGAUGUUUUCAUUUUGGA